Messenger RNA from Sorex fumeus (smoky shrew), 2746 nucleotides. RefSeq names its product epithelial cell transforming 2 like (gene ECT2L). The record is from RefSeq and is a predicted model, not a curated record. Gene Ontology annotation, molecular function: protein binding; guanyl-nucleotide exchange factor activity. Lineage: Eukaryota; Metazoa; Chordata; Mammalia; Eulipotyphla; Soricidae.
AAUGACAGCUUCAGAUUCUUCCAGGAAAACCUUGGAAAUGGAGAGUUUCCACACUAGGUUCAGUGCCUGGACACCUUUUUGUAAUAAGUCAUUAAACAGACAGCUCUUUCAGGAAAGAGUUGCUCUUGUAAGUCAUUGGUUUGACCUCUGGACCAACAAGCAGCGUCAAGAAUUCUUACUCACGAUUUUCUUACGAUGCACUAAAUCCCAAAUAAGGUUUGUUCAAGACUGGUUUUCACAAAGGAUGCAAGUGGCCAACGCGGACUUCUCGACAGUCUUACCGCGCUCCAUCUCUCUAUAUAUCUUUUCCUUCCUGAACCCCAAAGAUUUGUGUGCAGCUGCACAAGUCAGCUGGCCUUGGAGGUUCCUCACGGAGCAGGAUUGUUUAUGGAUGCCCAAGUGCAUCAAGUUUGGGUGGUUCCUGCCCUAUACACCAACAGAUAAAGAGUAUGGUGCUUGGAAGCAUCAUUACAUUGCUUGUGUGUCCAGCUUAGACUGGCUAACACCUCGGGAAGCUGCUGCUAUUUAUGGGACCUUGAAUGAGCCCAAAGCAGGAGAUGAGGAGCUACAGGAGAGACAAAGAGAAAAGUGCCUGAGGAAAAUAAUUUGGGAGAACAUUGCACUGCGUAAGAAGAAGUUAUUCAAAGGCCGGCCCCCUUGGUCCAGCGGAACCUGCUGCUCCAGAUUGCUCCACUCCAAAAGCCAACCAUGGCUCUCCCAGCCUGCGUGGGAUCGGCAAGGUCUGCAUGAAGCUUUGGAGAAACAGCUCGUUCUGGCAUCCUUGGAGGCACUGCCCUGGAGAAGCAAUGUCUCUGGAAGCCGUUCCUACCCUUUAUUGAAUAGCAGCUGGCGAGGGCUUUCUCCGAGUGACGACAGCACCUCUCGCACAAGCUCUCCACACCUGAUAGUCAUUUCAUCUCGGAUUCCCGCCCAUGAGAUGCUGGUGGCCAGUGUGAGGGCAGGGAUAAUUUCUCUGGUGUAUGAUCACAGUGGCAUAACCCUGGAGAGCCUGCUUUAUCUCAUAGACAAAGCUCUGGAUGGACAGAGGGUAACGAGCAUGGGAAUAUUUAGCGACGGAAAUAGCAGAGAAGUCAAUUUACUCCAAGGCUAUGAAAUUGGUGUUAAAAAUGUAUUGCGGCCCGAAGUGAGAGAUUUCUGGGAGAAACUAGGAAGCUACGUGGUCCCUGAAGAAGAAGGGGGUCAUGUGGAUCUCUUUGUACCACUUGGAGCAUCAGAGUCGGGAGUAGAAGUUCUUUCGCAGUUGUCACAACUCACCGGCACACUCUUUACUGCACCCAGUGGGGUAGCGACUGGCUCUUACCAACACAUUCUCAGUGAUUGGCUGUGGCAGCCGCGGGAGAGGCCGCCCCCCUGCAUCUACUUCAGCGAGGCACCGCUGCAGGCCUGGUGCCACCUCACGGACCACCUGGACGACGCCCUGAGGGCCGCGAGGAAGCAGCUGGCACCUCAGUUCCGGGAGCUGCGGGCGAGCGUCAGUGGCAGGAUCCUGGGACAGUUUGUGUUUGAUGCCAUGAGUCUGGGCGCCAUUCUGAGGAACCAGGAGACUGCGCAGGUCCUGGCAGAGGGAUUGACAGAGCUUUCAAGAGAAAAUCCUGAAAGAAAUGGCAGAAAAGAUCAUCCUCAAGGCACAAGUCUCAGCAAAAGUGAUCAAAAUUUUGAGGAGCUGGUUAAACUGGAGAGGAAGCUUCAGAGGGACUCAGCAGUCAAGCGAACGAGAGUGGCCCAAGAACUCCUGGAGAGCGAGAGGAAGUACGUGCAGACGCUGGAGGUGGUGAGAGCUGUGUAUGUGGCGCCCCUGCGAGCAGCACUGUCGUCCAACAGAGCCAUCCUGAGCGCUGCCAACAUCCAGAUCAUCUUCUCUGACAUCCUGCGGAUCUUAAGUCUCAACAGGCAGUUCUUAGAUAACCUCAGAGACAGACUACAGAACUGGGGCCCAGCUCACUGCCUGGGAGAAAUUAUCCUGAAGUUUGGGAGGCAGCUGAACAUAUAUACCAAUUUCUUCAACAAUUACCCUGUUGUUCUGAAAACGAUUGAGAAGUGCAGAGAAAUGACGCCCGCAUUCCGUGCUUUCCUGAAGAGGCAUGAUAAGACCAUUAUUACUAAAAUGCUAAGCCUGCCGGAGCUGCUUUUGUUCCCAUCCCGGAGAUUUGAAGAAUAUAUUCAUCUUCUCUACGCUCUGUGGCUUCAUACUCCAGCAGAACACGCUGACCGCGGGGACUUGACCGCUGCAAUUGACCAAAUGAAAAACUAUAAAGGUCAUAUUGAUCAGAUGAAACUAAUUGCCAGUAUGAAGGAUCAGCUGUCAGAUAUACGGAGGAGCAUCUCGGGGUGCCCGACUCUAUCUGAAGAAAACAGAUAUCUGAUUAGGGUCCAAGAUGUAGCCCAGCUUCACUGCUAUCGUGAUGAAGGAUGCUUCUCUGUGAGGCUCUACGAACACACCCACGAUCUCAGCCUGUUCCUCUUCAAUGACACGCUGCUUAUUUCCAGUCGGGGCACGUCUCACACUCCAUUUGAAAGGACUUCAAAGUCAACCUACCAGUUCAUUGCAUCGGUCGCCCUUCAGAGGUUGCUCAUAGAAGAUAUUCCAGAUUCCAAAUAUAUCAAGAAUGCAUUUAUUCUUCAAGGCCCAAAGAGUGAAUGGAUUUGUGCUACGGAGGCUGUGGAUGAUAAAUUCCUGUGGCUAUCAGCACUUCAAAACGCAAUCCGGAGUAGUAUGGAGAAGUGA